AUGAACGCAAUAAAAGAAUUUUAUGCCAGACAAAUCCCUUCACGUAAUUCUGAGCUGACUGUUAUCAGAACGUUGAGACCACUAUCUUUAUUGAUUGGCUACAUUUGCGUGGCAGUUUUUUUUGGCUUUCAACUAUAUGAACUGCACCAAGAUGAGAGAACAUUAGUUUUUCGGGAUGACUAUAAUCCCUCAAUUCCUACUCCGAUUGUCUAUUUUUGCGCUGACUUUAACUUUACUGUCGAUUGUAUGGUAACGUAUUCUAAUAAUGUCUCAAGUUGUAACGAAUAUGUCGAGCAAAUUGGCGAUGAUAUACACGUAGUACCAUAUACAAUAGUUAAUACAUCCAACUUGAACUUUGCUGAUGACUACAAUUAUAUCGUUGAUGAAAACACUAUUUACGUCUUCAGCUUGACGGUUAAUAUAGUGGAUACAACUUUUAUUAGCGGCGAAGAUGCUGGCAUGAUAGUGUGGUUUACCGAUAAAGAAACAAAACUUGGUAUGCUAAUGGAAUUAUCUGACGAUGAACGCUUGAAAGGAUCUAGCGAUUAUGCGGCUACGAUAUCAGCUGAUAACUACUUCCGUCUCGCCAAUAACCAGUCGUACGCCUUUUUUUACGAACGCAAAAUAGCCAAUCGUCUUAAUCAAGAUGCUGUAAACAUACUUUCUGGAGACGGCCAACAUACGCGUUUGGCAAUGAUAGACGGCUUUCUUGUAUCAUACCCCGGCAACGGAAAUUAUUCGUAUAUAGAAAUAAACCCCAAAUCUUUUGUCACCAGAACGGAAACCGAAAUCUCCAAUCUGACAAUAAUGGAUGCCAUUAGUAAUGUGGGUGGUAUAUACGCUGCUGCAUUAGUUAUUUACAGAUUUUUGUACGGCACAGAUGGAAUAAGACCGUGGGGUUUGGUCCAGAAUUUGCCGCACAUCCGCCGCAAAGCUAGGUCCGCCCUUCACAACAGUCUAAGUCCCAAUAUCCCAUUUACAGGCUCUGUGUUAUCAAAAGAUCUUUUGAUUGACGAGAAAGUUGCAGCAAUAGAACAGAAACAGCUUGCGUUAGAAUUGUUUUUAAAGGAAUACGUUGUGAACGUAGAUAACAUCAUACACGACCAAGCUAACUAA
This is a messenger RNA of Paraglomus brasilianum, 1116 nucleotides long. NCBI's taxonomy places the organism in Eukaryota, Fungi, Glomeromycota, Glomeromycetes, Paraglomerales, Paraglomeraceae. The record is from the annotation of a GenBank genome assembly.